CGCAACUUUCCAUGUGCUCACUUCCGGAACAAGCACUGUUGAAAAAAACAUAGAAAGUGUUACUCAUCCCGUUAAGAAUUUCAUUCUAUUGAUUUAUUUGCCCCUUACUUGUAAUAUAUGUAACAUUUUGUCUUGUAAAUAUGGCUAAUAUUGCUGCUGCUCGAAUACAAAGAGAAUUCAAAGAAGUGGUUAAAAGUGAAGAGGUGGAGCGGUGUAAAAUAAAAGUAGCACUCAAAAAUGAUAUGUAUAAUGAGUUAGAAGGGACGAUAGCAGGACCUCCCGAUACACCUUAUGCUGGGGGAACAUUUAAACUAGAAAUAAAAAUACCAGAAACAUAUCCAUUUAAUCCUCCAAAGGUAAAAUUUACUACAAGAAUAUGGCACCCAAAUAUAAGUUCAGUCACAGGAGCUAUUUGUUUAGAUAUUUUAAAAGAUCAGUGGGCUGCUGCUAUGACAUUAAGAACAGUUUUAUUAUCGUUACAAGCUUUAUUAGCUGCAGCAGAACCUGAUGAUCCACAGGAUGCAGUUGUAGCCAAACAAUAUAAAGAUUGUCCAGAAAUUUUUAUAAAAACAGCCAGACAUUGGACAAAUAUAUAUGCCGGUGGUCCCCAUAGAGAAUUGGAUUUAGAAAAUAAAAUUACACAAGUAAUGGGAAUGGGAUUUGAUGAGGGCAAAGCUAGAGUAGCACUAUCGUCACAUAAUUGGGAUAUAGAAAGAGCGACAGAGAAUUUACUCAGCUAAUAUUCAUGUGUUAUAGACAUUUUAACAAAUCUACGUCCUUUUGUUAUUUAUGUUGAUGAUGAAACUCAUAUGUGAUAUUGUUAUGCUGGAGGGCAAGGAGAAGGGUAACGCCAAUACUAUGGAUGACUUCAUUGUUAUAAAUCGACCAUUUGUCAGCAAAAUCAAUAGUUAUCAUUCUGUACGGAUGUAAAUCAACAGGCUGUUCCAAAAUUAUUCAUGGUAGGGUGAUGGAAGGCACUCAAUUAUUUGUGGGCAAUUGCAUUUUCUUAGAAUAUGUAAAAGUUAAACGUAAAAAAAAAUUUUACAUUAUGGGUAGUUAUUGUCUAAAGAAAGUGCCUCUCAUGCCCCCCUCCCCCCAUGAGUUUAAUUCUGGAACGGCCCCUAAAGGGAUUUUCAAUGAUUCAUAAUUUUUUUUUGUUAUGGGCUAUAUUUAUAAUGGCUUCUGAAGUUGUCUAAUGCACAUGAUGUACAAAGAUGAUAAUGCUUGUAAUAUAAAAGUUUUAUUUUUCUUUAUAAUUUCUGUCUUGAUGUUAAAGAAGAAAGUUCCAUUUGAGGUCAACUUGGCCAGUAAAUUGUUUUACUAAAUUUCCUUACAUUGCCGAAUUGAAUAUUGAAAAUCUAUGCACUUGGAAAAACGCUGCAGUUUUUUGUUAAAAGUAUUUCCAUUUCACAAUUAAUACAGCCAUGCAACAACAUCAAAUUAAAUUAGAUGACAAAUUAUUUCAAAAUCUUGACUGUUUGAUUCUUACAUUCUGUGAAACAAUAAAGGGCCUAAAUCAUGCCCAAAAAGAGGAAAUGUGUUUUCUGUUUAUUACCUGGAGGCAUGUGCUCUAUGUUAAGUCAACCACAAGGAACUUUGUGUAUUAUUGCUGAAAAUUGUUUACCAAUCUUCCUUAUGAUAUUACUUCAAUUAUGUUACAGGCCAAAUGUAUCAUUACGUUUAAGUUUAUACUAACAUUUUCUGAAAAUUUUUAUUUUGACAUGUGAUUAAAUGUUAUUAAAGUGUGAAAAUUGUGAUUAAUAAUUGUAUCAUACAAGUUUUGGUGAAUUUGCAGGCCCAAGAAAACUAAAAAAUGUACCAUCUCCUUUUUAAAAAAAUGACAAUAGUUAUUGACCUUGGUAUGAACUUGUAAAAUGUUAAUUUUUUUCAAAAUUUGAUUAAAAGAAAAUUAUAUAAAGUUUUUUUAAUAAAAUUUAUUACUAUAAACACAGUUUCUCAGAUUUGCUUUGAAAGUUAUUGACCUUUUUAACAUUGCACAAAAAUUUCGAUGCAAUCUCUGAAAUUACUAAGAAGAUACGAAAGGGAUAUGGUAGAGGAAUCAGGAAACUUUUCUUUGCAUAGGAAGUAGAAUUACAAAAUAAGGGAGAUAACUGACAUGACAAAGUAGUAUUAACCUAUAACUCUGGUCUUGCCCUCCAUAAUAUCACCUCAUUGUAUGUUAUACCUACUUAUAUCAUGUGAUCAAAUAUCAUUAUGUCAACAGAGACUUAUGGCUUGUAUGAUUACUGUUUUAUUGAAGUUUAAAAUUGAUUGUUUUUGUUAGAACAUUAUAUUACAUUGAUCUCCACAGACCGACAUUUAAAUUGUUUGCACACAAAAAAUCUAUGACUACAUCAUGUAAUAUUAGAUUACUAGACUAACUUGUUCAUGGCUUUUGACUGAUUGUUGUUUUUUUGUUUAAAGAACAAAAGUUUUCAUUGUCAUCAUUAUGGAACUAUUUGAACAUUAUUUUAGUGUUUCGCCUAGUAUGAAUUAUAAUAUUAAGGCUUAGAUGAGGAAAAUAGAAUAUUGUUCGGUAAGAAAGAAAUGAUGUCAGUUCAGUUUCCACCAAUUGUGAAUACAGAGUAGCCUCCCCUGAUGAUAUGAUUUAGAUUUAUUGUUAUACCUGUUUAAGGAUCAGACAGGCAGUGUAUAUAUAAUAGGAAAUGAAUUGACAUUAUAGGCUAGGAAUGUGUUUCACCUAAAAACUUGAAAAUUGGAUUGGUUUCAAUGUUAGUAACAUUUUUUCUUCCAAACCUCUUUAUUUGAACUAAGGCAUCUUUAAUAUGUGUAGAUAUUGAAUAUAUAGUCAAAAUCUAUGGAAAAAAAUUGAGGUAAUCUGUCUGAAAGUUUUUCCAUUGCAGAGUUUGCAAAGGACUAAGAUUUGAAAACCAUUGAAAGUUGAUCUUAUCAGUAAAAUGAGAUUUUUCUGGACUAAAUUUAAAUUAAAAUUAAGAAUAUUUUAUAGUUAUAUGAUAAUGAAUCAGUUAAGAGGGUCUGUUUUGGGUCACUUCAUCAUAUUUUUCCUAUUUGCAUAUAUUUCAUUCUUAUUCUUAUAAAAUAUAUAUCAGUUUUUAAAAUUUGCAUAUAUGGCAAAAUCUGUUUGCAUUAUAUAAUCAAUGCACUAACAUUUGCUUAAAAAAUCCUUGACAAGUAGGGAAGCAGAUUUGUGAUAGUGAAUAUACAAUUCUUUGUAUAGAAUGAAAACACAAAAAAAAUUUUUUUUUAAUAAACUUUUUUAUGCUCCACUUAUUAAGUAAUAUAUAAAUAUUUGUAAGAUUAAAUAGGGAAGAAUCCAUAUUUAUACCCAAAACAUUUUUCAGUUUCAAAUUGAAGAGGUCAUUGGGAAUUGUUAUUCAAAUAAAGCCUGUGAUUUUAAUGUCUUGAAUGGAUGAUUGUGAAGUAUGACUGUACUCUUAGAUGCAACAAAAUGGUAACCAAUCUUACAGAUCUCUUGUUAUUUAAACUGUCUUAAAGUAUUUAUAAGUCCAUCGUAGAAGGGAUUUAUUAUGGUAUACUGUUGUCUGUCUGUCCUUCCAGGUAUCAGACCACUAUGUUACUUUCUAUGUUAAAUUCACCAAUUUCAGGUGUUCAUAGCUAUUUUGUGUUCAGUUUAAAUAAAGUGACGGUAUUAUUAUGUCAAAACAAUACCUUGUCUGGCUUGUGCUGAAAAUUGAACAUUCCUUUAACUUCGUAUAAAAGCCCACUGGUUCUGUGAAGGCAGGAAAUACAAACACAGGUACUAAUCACCUGAGAAACACGCAAAAAAUACCCUUCUAUUUCAAUUUCAUAUAACUUUUAUAUUAUUGAAAUUAAUCAUUUAAAAUGGGUUCAAUAGUGAUCCCAGGUCCUUAAUCUUUCAUUUCAUACCAAAAUUACCCAAAUAUUUUACAUAAUUAUUUUCAAAGUUCCAGCUAUGCGUAGGAACUAUUUUGUCUGAAAUGUGUACUACUUUCUUACAUGUUAUUCUUGACCAGGCCCUGAAUUAGUGGUUUUGUACCUGUACAGGUCAUACAAAAGCAAGAGAAUUAUUUGAUCGAAUUUCAUGUAACUAGUAUUAAAUGUUUGAAUUGGUGGAAAAGGUCCCUUUUGUUUUUGUUUUUUUUUUAGGUUUAGUCAUUCCAGAGUUACAGGAUAUAAGGCAAUAUUUCACAUAAAGUGCACUAACUCGAGUAUAUGAUUGAAUUAUUUAAAACUUAACACUGUUGUUGGAAUUGGUAAUGUUAGGUCACUUUCAGUUCUGAAAAUUAUCUGGUUUGUUAUUCAAGAGUCAAUGAACUUUACCAAUCAGAUUCAAGUAAAUUUUUCUGCAGAGCCAUUUUACUGACUUCCUAUUAAAUGUCUUCUACAGUAUUCCAUAUUAUUCUUGUGCGUAAGAUGGGUGUACCAUGUUCUCCAGGUGCAGCUGUUUAUUCAGUAUUACUAGAUUGUAAUCACAACUUUAAAACAUUUCUGUGUUUUGAACUGGUGUUUACUGGAACUAAAUUGAACAAUACCAGAACCAAAUGAACAUGAAAAUAUUUAAAAUCAUUAGAAAUAAAUGGUAUUUGUUCUUUUGUCCUUUUAACUUUUUUGAUUGAAUGGUCACUGAUGAGUCUUUUGUAGACAAAACGUGCGUCUGGCGCACAAAAUUAUAAGCCUGAUAUCUUUGACGAGUUUUUAUAGUUACAAUAUGUAAUCUUUAUGAGAUAAAAUAAGUUAUUCUCACAUGUUAGAUAUUUGGCAUAUGAAUGGCUGUGGGUCAGUAUAUAAGUAGAAAUCUGCUAAAUCAUCAAGUGAUUGGGAUUAAAUAUAGGUUUAGAUAAAAUAGAAACUAUGUUUUAAAGCCAUUCUAUGUUAAUGGAUAUUUACCAGAAGUAAUGUCAAAUUUCACCAUAAUUAUUUAGACAUGUAAUUGAUUAAAUUAUUAACAGAUGUUAAAUUCAACUGAGCAGUAAUUUUGCAGUUGUAAAUAGAUUUUAAGUAACAUGUUGAGCUUUAUCUAAAUAUAUUUAAUGUAUAACACAAUUAUUAAUUUGCAAGACCAUUGCAGGAGCAUGGAAAAUGAAAUUGAGAUGAGUACUGUAAAUUCAGAAAUUAUUGCGAAGUUUUUAUUAAUGCGAAUAAUGCGACUCGGUUAGUAUUGCAAUAAUAAGAACUCGCAUUUAGAUAGCUAAACCAUUGAUCUAUAUGUAGAUUUUUCUAUAAUCGCAAUAAUUGAACUCGCAUUCUUGUCCAUUUUUGAAAAAUCGCAAUAAUAAACGCACGCAAUAAUAUCUGAAUUUAAAGAAACACCUGUACUAAUUUCCAUUCUUUCUUUAGAUUUAAAGUUUUGAAAGAAAACAAUAUAAAAUGUUUGCAAUUAUUAGAAACGAAAAAAACCUUACUAGCACAGCCAAAUAGUCUACCUCAUUUUAGAUCAUGUCUAAUUGUCAAGUAGUAGAAACAUAAGAUAGAGAAAAUGUAAAGAAACCUUACUGUCUCUUUUUUACAAUCAAAAGCUGCAUUUAUUAACAUAAGUCAAUGAAAAGUCAAACUUUCCAUUCCACAAAACUUGUAUGACCUAAUAGAAAUUCAAAUUUUCAAAUUCAUAAGAACUAAAAAAAUAACAAUGAUAAAAAUUCUAGAUUAUGGCAGUAAUGACAAAUUUAAGUUGCUGAGACAGAGUUUAUAAUCCUGCUUGAAUAUAUUUAUGUCAUAAAAUGUUGCUAUAUUAGAAGCAUCAUUUCUUGAUUAUAUCUGAACCCUUUUUUCUUGUGUCCUAAACCAACUAGAUAGCGAAUUUCACGCAAGGCUUAUGUCAGCAUCAAAGGUUCUGCAAUUUGUAGAUGUGAAAUACGAAUUUGACCUUGACAUUUGCAAUUAAACUCUGCAUCAGGUUUUAGUCCCAAAAAAUUAUGAAAAUGGAAAACCACUCAUUUUCUAAUUCACUUUCGAAAAAGAAAGAGUGGUAAUACAGGCAUUUUAAGUCAUUUUGAAAUGCUAUCACUUGGAUGUGUGAAUUAGUUUGAAAAAGAUACUAUUUAGACAAGUAUUUAAAUCCUGAGGUCUUGACUUCAUUUUUGUUUGUUUGUAAUAUAAUUAUGUUUGCUUCAUUGUGUAUAUUCCUGAAUGAAUGACAUCUCACUGGGCACAAGGUUUGUUUUAAUUUUAGAUUUCCUUGAAAACAUACCUGAAUUAUGAUUAUGGAAUGUGAAAGAAUCAUUAUAAAUUUCCCUAUAUAUUGAUUUUUUUUAAUAUAAUUUAUUACAGAAGCUGUUUAUAGACAAUUUAAUCUUAUUUCCAGAACAUUACAAAAUUCUGUGUAAUUUACGAAAUAUCCUUUUUUAUUUAGCUACAAAAAGUUCAGUUCACACAGAGAAAAGCACUUAAAACCAGCAUAUGAUGUAAAUCAGUCGUUUAUUAAAUAAACUUUUUUUAUCAA
Messenger RNA from Mytilus californianus (California mussel), 6403 nucleotides. RefSeq names its product ubiquitin-conjugating enzyme E2-22 kDa-like. The record is from RefSeq and is a predicted model, not a curated record. The transcript has 6 exons. Gene Ontology annotation, biological process: proteasome-mediated ubiquitin-dependent protein catabolic process; protein polyubiquitination. NCBI's taxonomy places the organism in Eukaryota, Metazoa, Mollusca, Bivalvia, Mytilida, Mytilidae. Gene Ontology annotation, molecular function: protein binding; ubiquitin conjugating enzyme activity. Gene Ontology annotation, cellular component: nucleus. Bases 141 to 740 code for a protein of 199 amino acids.